UUCCAACUUUACUCCUGAUUCUCUUCCUUUCGGAAUUUCAUCGAACUACUCAUCCACCCUAUAUAAUUUUUAUUAAUUUAUUAUAUUCUCAUGCAGAUUAAAUAAUACGAGAUAUCUACCUUUUUCCUCCAUAUAUAAAUAGACACAACGCACGUAACAUGGACCCAAACCCUACAGCAACACACCCUCCACGACUCAUAUCAUUACUAUUGUUAUUAUACUUUGCACGUCAUGAGUUCAAUGGCAAGAGACCAAAAUGAACAAAUAGUAAUCCAGUCUUCUAUCGCCUUGCUUCAAGAAAGAUUCAGACAACUUCAGAGAGCGCGAGAGUUAAGAGCUGAGCGAGAACUCCUUAACCCUAAACCUAAUCACCAAGACACCAACAUCUUACAAUACUACAGCGAACCCGCGAGUUUUGGUUUCUUCCAGUUUCUACCUCUAAAGUGUCAAACAACCUCGUCGCAGAAGCUCCUCUCCCUCUCCUUAUGCCCUCACUCCACCUCUGAUCCCAUUGAAAAGCCUAGCCUUUGUCAUCAGUGGCCGAAUAAAGAAGACAAGGUGGUUGGGGUUGAUCGAUACGACGACGUUGAUACGUCUCUACGUCUCUGAACUCAUGAAAUAGCUCCUUCAUCUAUUUUGUCUUUUAAUUAUAAAUAUGUACGUAUAACCUUUUAUUUUUGGUUGGUAUGUUCUUUUAAGGAGUCUUGUAGGUGGUAAUGAUAUGUAUGGUUCAACGGCGAUCAUAUAUAUUAGUAUUAAUCAUUUCGAAGCUAUA
Molecule: messenger RNA, 775 nt
Organism: Brassica rapa (field mustard)
Lineage: Eukaryota; Viridiplantae; Streptophyta; Magnoliopsida; Brassicales; Brassicaceae
Source: RefSeq, a predicted model, not a curated record